Hyaena hyaena (striped hyena) is the source of this 3075-nucleotide messenger RNA. It is a transcript of the gene DDX56, whose product is annotated as DEAD-box helicase 56. The transcript has 14 exons. NCBI's taxonomy places the organism in Eukaryota, Metazoa, Chordata, Mammalia, Carnivora, Hyaenidae. Gene Ontology annotation, cellular component: nucleolus. The record is from RefSeq and is a predicted model, not a curated record. Gene Ontology annotation, molecular function: nucleic acid binding; ATP binding; RNA helicase activity. Bases 1169 to 2806 code for a protein of 545 amino acids.
CAUUCUGAAAUUCUUGCUUUCUUAGGCAAUAUGGUAUCCUAACCACAAAAAAACGGUACGGGGAGAGGCCUGGUCUCCAGCUCUGUGCAAAGGAAAAUGAAAGUUGCUAUUGAUUUGACUUGAAAAUAGGGAGAUUACUUUGAAUUAUCUGGGUGAGUCUAGUGUCAUCACAAGGUUCAUUAAAAGUGGAGGUAAAAGAAUAUCAGUGAUGAGAUGUGAGGACUCAAUCCCCCAUUGCUGAUGCUGAGGGUGAAGGAAGUGGGCCCCCAGGCAAGCAGGGCAAAGGAGGAAUGAAUGAUUCCUCUGGACUCUCCAGAAGGAAAUUUAGUGUUGCCAAAAUUUUUAUUUCAGCCCAGUGAAACCUUGUAAGAGUGAACUACAGAACUAUUGUGUUGUUUUAUGCCUCUAAGUUUGUGAUUUGUUAUAGCAACAGGGAACUGAUACAGGUGGCGACCAAGAAUCCUUGUUUUUAACCACGUGCUGGUAAUUGAUGGGCAGCCACGUUCAAGAACCCCAGGCCAACCUCCUCUCUCAUGCUAAUUGUUUUUCCAACCUUCAUCCCUCUACGGCCUAGUUGCUGGAGUGCCUUGUGGUCCUGAACUCGUGGGCAGGUGCACCCAGGACCACCUGCUUUCUCUGCAAGCCGCCGCCCUCUCCUCUGUUCCCACAGCAGCCUGGACCCCACGGGCACCACAGGUGCAGAGAAGGUGGCCUCGAGCGGCGGCCCAGGGGCGGGUUCGGGGGAAGGACAACGGGCCCUCUCCCAGGCGGGGCGCACACACUCCGGCAACGACGAUAGUCCCCCGGCAAGAGGCAGCGCUGGCAGGACUCCUAGGGCGAGGCUGACAGAGGCAGCGGUAACUGAAGGCGGAGCCACAGGCAACAACUGUGGGGAGGCUGCGGGUCCGCGCCCGUGGUGGGCCGGCGGAGGCGGGCAUCCAGGAGACCCCGCCGGCGUCCACGCAGGCGCGCCUCCGCCACGGGGAACCCCCGCCCGGUCGGGCAUGGGGACGCGGCUCUGCCACCGACCCCGGACCCUGCGCACCGCCACAGCAGCACAACUCCGCCGGAGCGCCGGAAGCCCAGGCCGCAGCACUUCCGGGGGCGCGUCCUCGCGCAGUCGCGCUCUGACUGGCGUGCGAGCGCGCAGGCGUCUCAGAGCGGUAGCAUGGCGGACCCCGAAGCGCUGGGAUUCGAGCACAUGGGCCUCGACCCUCGGCUCCUGCAGGCCGUCGCCGACCUGGGCUGGUCGCGCCCCACGCUGAUCCAGGAGAAGGCCAUCCCGCUGGCCCUGGAGGGGAAGGACCUCUUGGCUCGGGCGCGCACGGGCUCGGGGAAGACGGCCGCUUACGCCGUUCCGAUGUUGCAGCUGCUGCUCCACAGGAAGGCGACCGGCCCCGCGGUAGAGCAGGCUGUGAGAGCGCUGGUGCUGGUCCCCACCAAGGAGCUAGCGCGGCAGGUCCGGUCCAUGAUUCAGCAGCUGGCCGCCUACUGCGCUCGGGACAUCCGGGUGGCAGACGUCUCCGCUGCUGAGGACUCAGCCUCUCAGAGAGCUGUGCUGAUGGAGAAGCCUGACAUCAUAGUGGGGACCCCAUCUCGCAUCUUAAACCACUUGCAGCAGGACAGCUUGACCCUGCGAGACUCUCUGGAGUUGCUGGUGGUGGACGAGGCCGACCUCCUCUUCUCCUUUGGCUUUGAGGAGGAACUUAAGAGUCUGCUCUGUCACUUGCCCCGGAUUUACCAGGCUUUUCUGAUGUCGGCUACUUUCAACGAGGAUGUGCAGGCCCUCAAGGAGCUGGUACUGCAUAACCCGGUCACCCUGAAGUUGCAGGAGUCCCAGCUGCCGGGGCCAGACCAGUUAAAGCAGUUCCAGGUGGUCUGUGAGACGGAGGAGGACAAGUUCCUGCUGCUGUACGCACUGCUCAAGCUCUCGCUGAUCCGGGGCAAGUCCCUGCUGUUCGUUAACACACUGGAGCGGAGCUACCGGCUGCGCCUGUUCCUGGAGCAGUUCGGCAUCCCCGCCUGUGUGCUCAAUGGAGAGCUGCCGCUACAGUCCAGGUGCCACAUCAUCUCACAGUUCAACCACGGCUUCUAUGACUGCGUCAUUGCCACCGACACCGAGGUCCUGGGGGCCCCAGUCAAGGGCAAGCGUCGGGGCAAGGGACCCAAGGGGGACAGGGCUUCUGAUCCGGAGGCCGGCGUGGCCCGGGGAAUAGACUUCCACCACGUGUGCGCUGUGCUCAACUUCGAUCUGCCCCCCACCCCUGAGGCCUACAUCCAUCGGGCUGGCAGGACGGCCCGCGCCAACAACCCAGGAAUGGUUUUGACCUUCGUGCUGCCUUCUGAGCAGUCCCACCUGGACACAAUCGAGGAGCUCCUCAGUGGAGAGAAUGGGGCUCCUGUCUUGCUUCCCUACCAGUUCCGCAUGGGGGAGAUUGAGGGCUUCCGCUAUCGCUGCAGGGACGCCAUGCGCUCAGUGACCAAACAGGCCAUCCGAGAGGCGAGGUUGAAGGAGAUCAAGGAGGAACUUUUGCACUCGGAGAGGCUCAAGACAUACUUUGAAGACAACCCGCGGGACCUCCAGCUGCUGCGGCACGACCUGCCCUUGCACCCGGCCGUGGUGAAGCCUCACCUGGGCCAUGUCCCCGACUACCUGGUCCCUCCUGCUCUGCGUGGUCUUGUCCACCCUCAUAAGCGGAAGAAGGUGGCCUCUAAGAAGACCAAGGUUAAGGCGAGGAGCCGGAACCCACUGCGCAGCUUCAGGCACAGAGAGGAGAGCCGCCGACCUGCAGCUGUGCCUCCCUGAGGCCACAAGAAAAGUCCAGGGUCUUGUGCCACCCCUUCUGGGGCCGAGCAGAGAGCGGGCCCGGCUUUCCGCCCUGGACAGACCAGAUCGCGGGGCUGGCAGACUCAUGGUGGUCUGGGUUCCUGGUGCUGCCAGGCCAGCAUUGUGCUGCUCAACAGAGUAAGGACUCUGGCCCUUUCAGCCUGUGCUUCCUGUACGGGGGAAGGGACGCUUAUCCCUGGAAACCUUGGGAAUUAAACCGUAUCCAGGAGGCGGCGCCUGGCUCUCUG